Yamadazyma tenuis ATCC 10573 is the source of this 2144-nucleotide messenger RNA. RefSeq lists its product as uncharacterized. The record is from RefSeq and is a predicted model, not a curated record. Gene Ontology annotation, biological process: DNA-templated transcription. NCBI's taxonomy places the organism in Eukaryota, Fungi, Ascomycota, Pichiomycetes, Serinales, Debaryomycetaceae.
ACACUUAUUGUAUCGGAGACUUUGAGCUUGUAGUUAUGGUAGCUCCAAGAAGGUCGUCACGGGCUAACAAAGGCCAACACUCUAUGCGUGAAACCACAAGGUAUAUGAGCGAGGGAAGUGAAAGUGAUGAUGAUUCGAAAAUCGUCACCGAAGCUCCCAUUGACAUUUCAGAUGACGACGAGUACGUUGAGAGUAAGUCCACUAAAAGAGCCGCCGCCGACGAUUUGUUGGAGGAGGAUGAUCUGGAUAUCAACGAAGUGGACAAUCUAGACACGCCUGCCCCAGCUACUGCCGUUCAAUCCCACAAAAUACCUAUCAAAAGACAGAAAACCUAUGCGGGUUCCACUACCUUAAAAGAUAAAGUCAGAGCCAAUGUUGCCAAAGCAUUUAUGAAUGUCUUGAAAACUCAACUCCCCGACGACUACAAAGACGACGGUGUUUCUUCCAAAGAAGAUGUUGCUCUAAAGUGGUCUAUGAGUAUUGAAGCUGCUAUCUUCAACGUUUUCCCUCAGAAAGACAGACACUACACUGAUAAAAGCAGAGGAAUUAUGACCUUGUUGAAGAAACCGAAUGUGUUGCAAAGAUUGAAGGAAAAAACAUUGACAUUCGAGAAGUUGGUGGCAUCGUCCCCCGAGGAGAUUGAUGACGACUUGAAGAAGUAUGCCGAGAAGGUCAGACAAGAGUCAAUUCGUCGAUCGGUGUUGACAUCCCAUGAAGGCCAAAGAAUCAGGAGAACCCACAAAGGGGAUGAAAUUGUUGAAGACUUUAGUGACACUCACAGGCAAGAAGAUAACGAUGUCAGCAUUGUGUCUAAAUCUGUGGAUCACAGAAGAUUUGAAGAUGCUGAAGCAGAGAACGCUGGUGAUGAUGGUGCUGCUGCAAAAGAAGAAACCCAAGUGGGUGCAAAGGUCUAUAGCUACAGCACCGCGGGCUUGGAUGACGACGACGAUGCGUAUGGUGGUUCUGACAAUGAGUCAGUGGAAAGUGUUGGACAGGGCGUUGGAAGUCCUGAUUUGGAUGAAGAUGCUGAGUUGGACAAGAUCUUGCAAGAGCCCAAACCUAAAGCUGAUCCUCCACCUCCUCGUGUAGAAGUCAAACCAAUGAAGUCUGCUUUAAAGAAAUCGUCUCAACUCCCACCUACAUUAUCCACUAACAUCUGGGAAGGAAGGAUCACGUUCCCAGACUUUACCACUUUCACGGCUAAGGCCCAGUACAUUUCCUCCUCAAACUAUCAUAUCCCUAGAACCCCUUUGGAUGUGAAGUUCCAUAACAACUGUAUCAAUGUCUCGAAAGAGAUUUUUGCAAAGCCAUUUUACGAUAUUGAAGGUAGACUUGACAGGGUCAGAGCAGACCCCUACUUAAAGGAAGUUGUCACCAGCAGGGAUAUCUACUUGUUCAAACUUACACCUGUUGACGAGUUUGAUGACUACGACAAGUUGUUCAACUAUCUCUUGUCUCGGGCCAAGGUGGGAGUUUUAUCAGGUAAACCUCAUUUCGCUAAAGAUGCGUAUGUGAUUGCGUUGGACAACAACAACGUUCCUCCAUAUUUGAGCAACUUUGAAGAAUUUCAUGAUCGAAGGGGUUUGUUUGCCUUGUAUGUGGUUAAAAAAGACUACGUCCUGGCGAAAGGACAAACCAAACCGCCACCCAGAAGCGUCAAAAUUGAUGCUCCACCAAAGGCUUCAGAAGUCCAAGCUCCAAAACAGCUGCAAGAGCCCUCUAUAUUAGAUUCAAUCUUAAGUAAAUUGGGAGGACCAGCUGGUGCUCCAUCUUCAAACUCAGGUUCAGGUCCCAACCUUCCACCUAAACCUACUUUUCAAGCACCUACAAGCCAGCAAAUUGACGGUAUGAAUCCCGCUGCGCUCACACUGGAUCAGAUGGGAUUGCUCUCAAGUAUAGUUCUGCAAAACCCGCAGGUACAAAGUAAUCCUCAGGCAAUGCUAGAUAUAUUGACACAACAGCAACAGCAACAGGCCCAGCAACACCGUCCUAAUGGCUACUGAUAGGAUCCCUUUACGGAUUAACGACCUCAUGUACUACUACCUCUCUUCGUGACGUGUAUAUUCUUGUAUAAUACCAAUAACACCUUGAAGAAAUGGCCUCGUUAAUCUGAGUUUAUAGUUAAAUAAAAAGAUAUUUCGCGA